Messenger RNA from Arvicanthis niloticus (Nile rat), 1772 nucleotides. The record is from RefSeq and is a predicted model, not a curated record. NCBI's taxonomy places the organism in Eukaryota, Metazoa, Chordata, Mammalia, Rodentia, Muridae.
ACAGGGCACAGGUGGUUCUUGUGGUAGUAGACAGGCUGCAGGUUCCGGAAGCGGAGAGGUGGCUGUGCCUUCCUGGAGGUCUGGAGCCGCGAGGAGUCAGCUGAGACCCAGGCAGGAAAACUUCAGUGGACUUUCUCUGUAGCCUCAGGGGUGGGGGUCGGGGUUAGUUCUGGGAACUGUGGAGCUCAUAAUUGUGGACCAGGAGGUAUUCAGUCUCCUCUGCUAGGCGAAUUCUGCUUGGCAGGCAGAUGUAAGUGAAGGAGAAGCCACUGCCCUGCCCUGUCUGUGGACCGUCUCUCUGAAGAGUUACCAUUGGAAGCAGAAGCCUAAACAUGAAUCAUAAAGAAUUAAUCUUGAUACUCUGUGUUCUUAUUGUUAAAAGUGCCUCAAAAAGUUGCAUUCACCGAUCACAAAUUCAUGUGAUAGAGGGAGAGCCUUUUUAUCUGAAGCCCUGUGAAGUAUCUGUACCCGUGCACAAGAAUGAAACAGCCACCAUGAGAUGGUUCAGAGGCAAUGCUUCACAUCAGUAUAGAGAGCUGAACACCAGAAGCUCGCCCAGAAUCACUUUUCAUGGUCACGUUUUGGAAUUCUGGCCAGUUGAACUGGAUGACGAGGGAAUGUACUUUUCUCAAGUGGGCAAUGAUCGUCAAAAUUGGACUUUAAAUGUCACCAAAAGAAACAAGCACAGCUGCUUCUCCGAAAAACUUGUGACGAGCAGAGAUGUUGAAGUUAAGAAGGUUCUGCGUAUAACAUGUGAAAAUUCUGACUAUGAAGAGCUGAUCAACCACACGUCGCUGUAUAAGAACUGUAAGGAAAUAUCCAAAACUUCCAUGAUCCAGAAGAAUGCUGAGUUUGGAGAUGAGGGUUAUUACUCCUGCGUGUUUUCUGUCCACCAUAACGGGAAACAGUACAACAUCACCAAGACUUUCAAUAUAACAGUUAUUGAAGGGAACAGUAAAAUAACUCCAGCUAUUUUUGGACCAAAGUCUGAGAAGGUGGCUGUAGAACUGGGAAAAGAUGUGGAGCUGAACUGCAGUGCUUUACUGAAUAAAAAUGAUUUGUUUUAUUGGAGCAUCAGGAAAGAGGACAGCUCAGACCCUAAUGUGAAAGAAGACAGGAAUGCGACAACAUGGACUUCUGAAGGCAAACUGUAUGCUUCAAAAAUACUGAGAAUUCAGAACAUAACUGAAAAAUAUCUUAAUGUUUUAUAUAAUUGCACCGUGGCCAAUGAAGAAGCCACGGACUCCAAAAGCUUCAUCUUGGUGAGAAAAGAAACACUGGAUAUCCCAGGCCAUGUCUUUACGAGAGGAAUAACUAUGGUUGCUCUCACCUCUGUGGCAGCAGUGUGCAUGGCGAUUUUGUGCAUCAUUUAUAAAGUCGACUUGGUUCUGUUCUAUAGACGUGUAGCAGAAAGAGACGAGACACUAACAGGUAAUAUGCUGCCGUGACGGGGACACCCUGGCUCGUGAUUUUGUGCCUGCACCCAGUAAAGGAAACACUGGUCUUUGUUUUAUUUGGAUGACACCUUUAACAAUUUGGAACGCUGGUUCCCAGCUGGGAGUCGGGGAUUACACUGUGUGGGUUACACUGAGAUGGGCAAUGUGUAAACCUGUACUUGUUUGUGACUUUUCAGGUGUGGUUCUUCUGAUGUUUCAUAUCGCUGAACUGUCUCCUCACAUGUCCUGUGCUGUCAGGCCAUGUGUGUUUACACACAUACACCACUACACACUCUAGGCACCAUUUUAUACCCAAGAAAGUUUGUUUUCAUUGAA